AUGGACGCCGGCCGCGCGAUGGCCGUCCUCUGCCCCUCCAGCCUGCUCUUCGCACUCAUUUCGCUCCAUCGUAUUGAAAUCCCACUCGUCCACACGCACCUCGCCCUCCUCUGCCGAAACCUUACCGCGAGCGCCCACUCUAGCAGCCCCCAGGCGCCCAGCCGCACCCUGCCUCACUGCACGCUUCCCUCGCUAUGCAGUUAUCGCGCUGAUCAGCGUGGUUCCGCGGACACCUUCUCGGUCCUAGAUGGGAACGCCCCAUACGGCCCGCGAAUCUCAGGCGGUCGGUCGAUACAUCCACUGACCGUCACCGCCGCGUCGCGAGAGGACACCGCCCGCGCAUAUCCCCGCACGGAUCGGACGCGGCGUGCCUCGUGCUUCCAAGGCCUGUCGUCCGGCGUCUUGGAUGUCGUCUGCGAAGCCGGUGGCGCACGAUCUGCGCAGGCGAGGCAUUUACACGGGGAACUGGGCAAAAAGCGAGCCUCGCAGCUGCGCGGCCUGCCCACUCCCACACUCCCAGCCACCAUGUAUUUCCAGAUAUCCCCCGCGGGCGUCCCUGUCUUGAUGGAUAUGCCAGAUAGCACCGCCGACGACGUAACCCGCCGCUGGGUGCACCCUGCUCGCCAAGUACGUGUGCAUCGACGGAUACGUACGCACUGUGGAUCCUGCGCCGAACACCCCCCUGCCGUGGACACGCCGCCGCAAAAGACAGUGCAGAUGCCCUCUGCGCCCGCCUCGCCUGGGCACGACCGCCUUCUCGGCCUGCUCGUGCAGCGCAUCGGCAUGGGUGGCGGUAGCCUUCUCGAAGCCGGGCACCCCCUGCCCGCACUUCUCGUCGGCUCGGAGCUUAUUCAAUACGAUGCGCCCGGCCUAUUGUCAUCACGCAGCACGCGAGCAGCAGCAGCAUCUCCAGCUAUUUCUGCUGAUCCGCCCAUAAUGGAAGCUGCCUUCCCCGGGCCAGGCCGGCAGGCGCAUUGCCUCUUCGCGUGCCCGCAUUGGCCGUCGGAGCAGCCCCAGCGACGUAUCACGCCCGAGGCACCGAUGCGGCAAGCGGGACCGCAUCUGAUGCCUGUCCACCCCGUUAAAUAUAUGGCUCUGCGCGAGGCGGUGACACGCCGCCGCUCGCGCCUUCGAUUACCCACGGCGGAAGCUGCGAUCGCACACGUCCUUGCACAGGGAUCGCACCUGCCGUGGCUAGGUUCAGGCGCCCACCUGUCCUCCCCCUGCGCGGAGUCUUAUGCCUUCUCCUUCGCCACCGGAGCACCUCUCAUCUGUGCUGUCGCUGUCGCGGGAACGCGAUACGGCAUAUCGCAAUGUCAUAUGAUGCCGCUGGGUCUGCGAGAACACUAG
Molecule: messenger RNA, 1350 nt
Organism: Postia placenta MAD-698-R-SB12
Lineage: Eukaryota; Fungi; Basidiomycota; Agaricomycetes; Polyporales; Adustoporiaceae
Exons: 5
Coding region: 1-1350 (449 amino acids)
Source: RefSeq, a predicted model, not a curated record